Molecule: messenger RNA, 2245 nt
Organism: Malaya genurostris
Lineage: Eukaryota; Metazoa; Arthropoda; Insecta; Diptera; Culicidae
Product: oxygen-dependent choline dehydrogenase-like
Exons: 2
Coding region: 100-2049 (649 amino acids)
Molecular function (GO): flavin adenine dinucleotide binding; oxidoreductase activity, acting on CH-OH group of donors
Source: RefSeq, a predicted model, not a curated record
ACUUGUUGCAUGCGACAGCAUAAAAUAGAAUGAAAACAAACCUCGACGAGUUUUGUUCAGUUCCACAUCGGCAGUGGUAGUGUGAAGCUAUUCGUGAAAAUGGGACCUCUAGAAGCGAGCACCACGCUUAUGCGAUUUGUGUACACACGCCCGGGGAGCUAUGCUCUACUCCUGGUACUGGAUUCCAUAAUUUGGUUGUAUCGAACGGACAUUGUGGAUUAUCACAAUCGUGUUCAGGACAUUCCACCGCAGUUUAUUUAUGAUGUGUACGAUUUCAUAGUGAUUGGAGGUGGAAGUGCAGGUGCAGCAGUUGCUGCUAGACUAUCAGAAGUCUGCAGCUGGAAUGUAUUGUUACUGGAAGCUGGACCCGACGAGACAUAUCUUUCGGAUAUUCCAUAUCUGUAUCCUGUGUUACAGAGAUCAAAUCUAGAUUGGAAAUAUCGAACGGAACCAAACCCAAAUUUUUGCCAGGGAAUGGAGAAUAAUCAAUGUGCUUGGCCGAGAGGCAAAGUUCUUGGAGGAAGUUCUGUGUUGAAUGCAAUGAUGUAUAUUCGUGGCAAUCCUGAAGAUUACAACGAGUGGGAAAGUUUGGGAAAUGUUGGUUGGAGCUGGAAGGACGUGUUGCCAUAUUUCAUAAAGAUGGAAAACGUGCGGGAUCCAAAAAUUUCCAAUGUUUCAUGGCAUGGUACAACAGGACCAGUUACAGUGGAGCAGUUUAAAGAUCGCUCCGUUCUUAUGAAUUAUUUUUUCGAGGCCGCUAAACAAAUGAACGAAACGAUUGCCGAUGAAAUGAAUGGACCUUCACAGAAUGUAUUCGGCCCUCUUCACGGAAGUAUUAGAAAUGGAUUACGUUGUAGCACUGCCAAGGCGUAUUUGCGGCCUACGUGGGUCAGGAAAAACUUUCACAUAUCAUUGAAUUCCAUGGUUACAAAAAUUUUAAUAGAUCCAGAUGACAAAAGAGCAUACGGGGUUAUGUUUACCAAAGAAAAACAAAAGCACUAUGUUUUGGCUUUGAAAGAAGUAAUUCUUUGCGCAGGAGCAAUUAACUCUCCCCAGCUACUAAUGCUGUCGGGUGUUGGUCCUAAAGAAGAGUUGAAAGCCCAUGGAAUCAACGUAAUCCGUGAUUCUCCAGGUGUGGGAAAAAAUCUUCAAGAUCACGUUGCAACCGGCGGCAUUUCAUUCCUUAUCCAAAAUCCCAAUAACACUGGUCCUUUAUCAAUUUCUAUGACAAAUUCAGUAAAUGCAAAUUCCAUUAGAAAUUUGACGUUCAAUAACAGUGGUGUAUUUAUGAAUAUGCCAUCUUGUCAGGUGAUGGGUUUCAUCAACACCAAGUACCAACCGGUAGGUAGUACCCGUCCCGACAUUCAAAUUUUUAUGUCCGCUCAGUCCGAGCUGUCCGACGGAGGAUUAUGGUCGGCGUAUGGAGCGGCACUUUCAAACAAUUACUACGCUAAAAAUUUCGAGAACUGGGAAUUUCAUGAUGCUUUCCUAAUCCUUCCACUUCUGAUGAGACCUCAAAGCCGUGGAUAUCUUAAAUUGAGAAGCAAGAAUCCGUACGAUAAAAUCAAAAUUUAUCCCAAUUAUUUUGCUGUAAGACAGGAUGUCAAUGUGAUAAUUGAAGGGUUAAAAUAUUGUCUUCAGUUGGCACGAACUCCAGCAUUGCAAGCUUUGAAUGCAACGUUGAUCUAUGACACGGAACCAUAUGCAACCUGCAGUAGCAAAAAUGGAGAUGAUUUCUUAGAAUGUUUGGUGCGUCAUUACUCACAAACUAUUUACCAUCCCGUUGGAACGACCUCGAUGGGCCCCAAAAACGAUUCUAUGGCCGUGGUUGAUGAUCAGCUCAGGGUCUAUGGCAUCGAUGGUUUGAGGGUAAUAGAUGCAGGCGUCAUGCCAACAAUUGUUACCGGUAACACUAACGCGCCUGUUAUUAUGAUUGCGGAAAAAGGUGCCGACAUGAUAAAAGCAGCCCAUUUACCUCAACUUUUGAAGAAACCGAAUCUGAAGGAAUGUUAUACGUAUAAUUUCAAAUACUUUCAAUAUUCAAAGUAAUGUCCAAAGCCGUAUCUUUGUUCUACUCUUAUAAACCGUCAUCAACCGUAAAUAAAUACUUUCCCGUAACACAAUUUAUGGAAAAGUACUGCAAAAAUUGCCCACGUGAUGCUCACCAAUUCAAAUACUUUAAUGCUUUGUAAUUGAUAAUGUCAACUGGCUUUCCUGAAAAUUACAUUCUGAGGAUCAUAAAUCU